AUGGCAACUUACGCUUGGACAGCUUUCAUGAUCACUGGAAGAUGCCGUGUUCUCAUAGCUUGGAUGAGUAACAAAGCAUCUCCUUCCCCAAUGAUGAAGAUGUUGAAAAGGAUGAUGCCAAAAAGAGUGUUUCAGGUAAUGAUGGAAGAUGUUAAGAAGGACAACAAAGCAUCUCCUUCCGCAAUGAUUAAAGGAUGUUGCCAAAAAGACUGCUUCAUGUAA
Dovyalis caffra is the source of this 222-nucleotide messenger RNA. The record is from the annotation of a GenBank genome assembly. NCBI's taxonomy places the organism in Eukaryota, Viridiplantae, Streptophyta, Magnoliopsida, Malpighiales, Salicaceae.